Molecule: messenger RNA, 1254 nt
Organism: Myxozyma melibiosi
Lineage: Eukaryota; Fungi; Ascomycota; Lipomycetes; Lipomycetales; Lipomycetaceae
Exons: 1
Coding region: 78-1175 (365 amino acids)
Biological process (GO): maturation of SSU-rRNA from tricistronic rRNA transcript (SSU-rRNA, 5.8S rRNA, LSU-rRNA)
Cellular component (GO): nucleolus; small-subunit processome
Source: RefSeq, a predicted model, not a curated record
AGAUCACAACCUCCCAAUUUUUUUUUCUUGUAAACCUGUUCGCCUUCACCAGCUUUUAUCCUCGCAGCUUUCUAUACAUGCAGAACAUGGCGCCGUCUUCAGAAAUGUCUGCAGACACACAGCUCUCGGUGUCAAAAUCAGACGAGCUAUUGGCAGCUCUGAAGGCCACGGUGGCCUCGGUCGACGCCACCUCCGCGAGCGUCAAGAAGCUGCUUGCGUCAGACGAUCUCGAGCAGCUGGGGAAAGGGUCUCCGGGCGUCUCGCUGCUGAGCUUGAAGGCGAAUUCGAUGGCGGGGUACUUGCAUAAUUUGGGAGUGCGUUCGCUGUUUGCUUUGUCUACGCUGUCGGAGAAGGAGGAAAGUAGUAGCAAGAGCAGCGACGAGGAGAACGAGGCCGGCGGCGACAACAACGAGAUGGCGCCUGCCGAACUUGAUCUUGAAAUUAGAAAGCUGUUGGUCACGGACCGCGUCGUUCUUGAACGAGGGAUCAAGCCGCUGGAGAAGAAGAUUGAGUAUCAGAUCCAGAAGCUGCUGCGCGCUGCGAACAACCCGCCGAAGGCGGUCACAAAGACUUUGAAGCACAGCGGAAGCGAUUCCGAGAGUUCGGCCGAGGAUGAUGACGACGACGCUAGUGAGGACGAGGACGAGAAAGAAGACGAUGAGGAGCAAGAAGAGUUGGACGAUCUGCCACUCUCCUACAAACCCCGUCCGAACCUCCUCGUCUCCUCAGAACCCGAGGCCUCAUCGACCUCUUCAUUCUCCAAAGCCUCUGCUCCAAAGAAAUACGUCCCGCCAAAAAUCAAUCCCACAAAACUUCCCUCUACGCGCAACAUGUCUGGUCCAGUAGACAAAGCGCAGCGACAGCGCGUGCAGAAAAACCGUGCUCUAGAGGAGUACAUCGCGCAGAGCACGUCGCUCGCGCCCGAGGCUGAAGUCUCUGUCGGCUCGAACGUGUUGAACCACGGCCGGGGUGGCACGCGGACGCAGAUGGCGCAGGUAAAGGAGGAUAGAGUGCGAGGGUAUGAGGAAUCGAACUUCGUGCGUUUGGCGGAGGAUGGCAAGAAGAAGAGGAAACCGAGAUCAGACGAGUUCAUGGGUGAGAACUGGGAUCUGGGCGGUGGGGAUUAUAGUCAGGCGAAGCGGAAGAAGAAAGGGGUUUGGGACCGUCAUCGGUAGAGAAAAGUUCAGUCUGAUGCUUUUUUUGUAUUUGCUUUAGGCGUUAUUGGGUGCAUAUUAGAAAUAGUCUACAUGAACA